UCAGUGACAUCGUCGCGAUAUUCGUCUACUGCUAUGUAGCGAGACUUGCGGCCUUUUAUUGGCAGUUUGCCGUUUUGCACCAAUCCUUAAUUGCCUUAUCCGCGUUCCGGUUUGCAAGGGGUUUGGUGUCUGGCAAAACAUAUUUUGACCUCAUAUUAAGGGACUAGGGAAGUUACUCAGCGCUUACGAAUGUUUUAAAUUCAAAGUUACAGUAAGCCAAAGGGUAGAUGAGGUUCUCAAGUGUAUCCAGGUCAUGCGAGUACUCCUCAAGGAGUACUUUGAAAAUCAACAGCGAAAGAACAGUCACUUCCUUCUGCCUAACGAGUUCCUUUUGCCUUAGGCUACAUGUUAUCUCACACACUCAGUGCUUGUUGAUCUGUUUCUUUAUCAAAAUUUAAUCCAGCCGUAUAUAUUUCACACACCGGGAGAAUUCAAACUCUAUGUUGCGUUCACUUCUGCCCUCCCCUCCACCACCAUAUCUUACAGAUCUGGCCAAGAUACCGGUGCUACUUUCACUUGCUGGAGGAAACGACCUCGAAUGGCGACUAAGCGCGUUGCGACAACUGGAUUUUUCCGUCUCUUCCGGCGUUGUUCUUGACGGUUUCUUCCUUACACACGAACAUACUGUACCUGCGAAUCGGAGAACAAUUGGUUCAGCUGACGAAAUCAGCUUCCCUUCGAAGACUGUCUUCGAAUUAUUACCUGAAAUUUGCAAGCACUUACCUACACACCUUCCCCGUUUUCUGACUGGCAUUUGGCAGCCCUAUGAUAUCGCAAUGGCUGUCAAGUUUGGCGUCGAUUUGUUCGAUGGUAGUUUUCCUUAUCGUCUAUCCAGGAGUGCAGUGGCCUGGAUUUAUCCUGGUUGGAUAAGUAAAUCUCAACAUUCAACUGAUGAGCACUUCAUCGUGUUUCCCUUGGCUGACGUUUUACCCAAUGGCGCUUCACUCCACACACCAAUCCAACCCGGCUGUGAGUGCAGCGCGUGUGCGCGGUACACGCGACUCUACAUUUCUCACCUGCACAUCACGAGAGAAAUACUGGGAGCAAUGCUGUUGAUGAUACACAACUCUCAUCAAUUCUAUCGAUUUUUUGAAGAUAUACGCCUCGCUGCUGAAAGAGAUCGGAUGGAUGAGUUCAUCCUUUUCUCCAAGUCACUUUGUAUACCAUACAAACUUCUUACCGUUGAUAGAACCAGACUGAUUACUUCCAAUUAACCUAAAUCUGAAGAAAAUUUUUCAAAGUCAGCAGAUUGUGUGACUUGUCAUCUGUGAGGUUUUCUACUAUAUAAAAAUAGUUGUCUUUAGUUGUGUUUUCGAUGCAAACCGGAGGGAUUUUAAUGGUUGUAUAUGCAGUCAAUGCAGCG
Dicrocoelium dendriticum is the source of this 1363-nucleotide messenger RNA. The record is from the annotation of a GenBank genome assembly. Lineage: Eukaryota; Metazoa; Platyhelminthes; Trematoda; Plagiorchiida; Dicrocoeliidae.